Messenger RNA from Engraulis encrasicolus (European anchovy), 3707 nucleotides. RefSeq names its product connector enhancer of kinase suppressor of ras 2. Lineage: Eukaryota; Metazoa; Chordata; Actinopteri; Clupeiformes; Engraulidae. Gene Ontology annotation, biological process: regulation of signal transduction. Gene Ontology annotation, cellular component: cytoplasm; membrane. The transcript is spliced from 25 exons. The record is from RefSeq and is a predicted model, not a curated record. Gene Ontology annotation, molecular function: protein binding. The coding region runs from base 1 to 3240 and encodes 1079 amino acids.
AUGGCUUUGGUGAUGGAACCCAUCAGCAAAUGGACUCCCAAGCAAGUGCUGGAUUGGAUGAAAGGGUUGGACGACUGCCUCCUCCAGUACAUCAAGACGUUUGAGCGGGAGCGGAUCAACGGGGAGCAGCUGCUGCACAUCACCCACCAGGAGCUGGAGGAGCUGGGGGUCACUCGCAUCGGCCACCAGGAGCUCAUCCUGGAGGCCGUAGACCUACUGUGUGCUCUGAACUAUGGACUGGAGACAGAGAACCUGAGAACGCUGUCCCACAAGCUGAACGCCUCCGCCAAGAAUCUGCAGAAUUUCAUCACCGGCCGUCGCCGCGGCGGCCAUUAUGAUGGACGGGCGUCUCGGCGACUCCCCAAUGACUUCCUGACCUCCGUGGUGGACCUCAUAGGGGCGGCCAAGAACCUACUGGCCUGGCUCGACAGAUCGCCUUUCGUGAGUGUGACGGAGUACUCUGUGCUGAAGAAUAACAUUGUUCAGCUCUGUCUGGAGUUGACCACCAUUGUUCAGCAGGACUGCACUGUGUACGAGACCGAGAACAAAAUCCUACAUGUGUGUAAGACGCUGUCGGGGAUCUGUGAGCACAUCAUCUCGCUGUCGUCCGAUUCGCUGGUGUCCCAGUCGGCCCAUCUGGAGGUGGUGCACCUGACAAACGUCAUGCCAAGUGAAGGCCUGGGAAUGUACAUCAAGUCCACGUACGACGGACUGCAUGUCAUCACUGGAACCACGGAGAAUUCUCCAGCAGAUCAGUGCAAGAAGAUUCAUGCAGGGGAUGAAGUGAUACAGGUUAACCAUCAGACAGUGGUGGGUUGGCAGCUGAAGAACCUGGUGAAUUCCCUGCGUGAGGACCCCAGUGGCGUGAUCCUGACCCUGAAGAAGAGACCCCAGAACAGCCUCACAUCCGCCCCCGCCCUCCUCAAGAACGCACGCUGGAAACCCCUGGCCCUACAGCCCAUCCCCACCAGCCCCUGCAGUGAGUCCCCGACUCCCCCCAGCACGCUAGGCUCCAUGGGCCUCUCCCCAGGCCUGGACACCCCCGGCAGCCACGACGUCUUCAUCCUCUCCCCCGUCUCUGGCGUCUACGGACACAGGGAGGAGGAUAUGGAGAGGGGCGGUUUUGGCAGCGUGUUCAGCAGCACGUCGGAGUCCCCGGGCUUCUUCAUGGAGCAGGAGGCGGGCCAGUACUUCCCUCUGCUGGAGGAAGAGACCUCUAGGACCACAGGGAUACGCCGCCGGGACCGCACCCCCACGCAUGGUGACCACAGGCCGGUGUCCAUGGCCACCGAGUGGAUGCCUGACUCCCAGGAGAGCGGAGUGUACAAGAGAGGAAGCAGAGACUCGGACUCGUCUCUGCUGCGCUUCAUGAGUGACGACCGUAUCAUGGUGAUCCAGGAGGAGGGCGAGUUUGCGCGGGGCGACUUCCAGCGGGACACGAGCCGUCGCUCGCGGAGGAAGAGCCGCAACCCCAGCAGCCCCAGCUACCCCAUCAGCCCCUCCAUGCUGGCUCCGCCCGUCAGACUGGACACAGGACCCCCCGAGGGGCUGCCCUUUCCUGUGCCCGACAGCAACACUGUGCCACACUAUCAUCGAGCUGCCGACACACUGAGGGCUGACACGGACAGGUAUGCAAGUUCUGCCAUUGACAGACAAGCAGGAACAUCAAUGAGGAAGUCAGUGCACUAUGCCUCGUUAAGGACCAAGACCAAAAAGAAGAGCAAAGGAUCGCUGAGCAAUGCGAGCCGCAGGAGGAUCGCGUGUAAGGACCUGGGCCAUGGCGACUGUGAGGGCUGGCUGUGGAAGAAGAAAGACGAUACGGGCUACUUCACUCAGAAGUGGAAGAAGUACUGGUUCGUCCUGAAGGAUUCGGACCUCUACUGGUACACCAACCAGAAUGACGAGAAGGCCGAGGGUUUCAUCAGUUUGCCCGAGUUCCGGAUAGACAGAGCCAUCGAGUGCAGGAGGAAACAUGCUUUCAAGGCCUGCCAUCCGAAAAUCAAGAGUUUCUUUUUCGCCACAGACCAUUUAGAGGAGAUGAACCGAUGGAUGAACCGUUUGGGCCUGGCUGCCAUUGGCUACACCCCAGACGACCCUGUUCCCCGCCCAGACGAAGACUACUGGAGUGAAAGUGACCAGGAGGAGAUGGAGGGGUCCAUGACCCUCAAACACGACAGUUACCACCGAGGCCACAGUACCUCGUCCACCAGCCCCUUCCCCGAGCGCCACUUCUCCAGCGGCUCCAACUUCUCCCACUCCUCGGCCGAGGAGGCGCACUCCACCUCCACCGGCUGCCGGCCCACGCACCACGCGCGCGAGCGCCGCUCCUGGCAGGACCUGAUCGAGACGCCGCUGACCAGCGCCGGCCUGCACUACCUGCAGACUGCCGAGGCCGACGCCGAGUGGGGCGGCAUCCCCGGCGGACCCCAGCUGGCGCCCAGCCUCUCCCCGCCCGAGCUGCGCCGGCACCAGGCCACGCUGCCCGCCCAGCGGCACCGGACCCCGCACCAGGACCGCGACGGGCCCUUCCCGCUCACGGACAGCGAGGAGCGGGGAGGGUCUCGCGGAGGUGGCGGCGGCGGAGGAGGCGGGGGUGGUGGCGGCAGGUCUCACGGCCACAAGCAGCGCAGCCACAGCCUGCCGCGCAACCGCGACGCCCAGGCCGCGCUGGCACGCCACACCCACGGCACGCUGCGGCCGCGCGCCCACGUGCACCGCGAGGAGGUGGAGGAGGACGAGGACGAGGACGAGCGCAGGCACGGCAGCCGGCGGCGGGACGGAGGAGAGCGGGCGGCGAUGGACGGGCUACAGGAGCUGUACCGCACCCUGGAGCAGGCCAGCCUGUCAGCCUUCGGGCAGCAGCGGCCCUCCACCAAGCAGGAGUUCCGGCGCUCCUUCGUCAAGCGCUGCAACGACCCGGCCACCAACGACCGGCUGCAUCGCAUACGGGCCCUGCGCAGCACGCUGAAGGCCAAAGAGGGCGAUCUGGCCGUCAUCGGCCUGGUCCUGGAUGACCCCUGCUUGACCUCACGCAAGUUCCGGGAGUGGAAGCAGCGCAACCACGAGCUCUUCGUGGACAUCUGCGAGUACAGCAACGGCGGCGGCGGCGUGGCGCCCCUGGAGCUCGUGUCGGACGCCACCGCAGCCGCCAUCGCCAUGGGCAACGCCGGCGACCUUUCACCCCUGUCGCCUACCACGCUGAUGAUGCACACGCACUCCUUCAUCGAGACGCACGUUUGACGCGGAACACACCCAAACAGUAGUAUACACACACACAUGCACAUACACGCAUAGAUCCAGAUAUACACAUACACAUAUACGUAACAUUUUAGGUACAUGCACUCCUGUUCUCUGCCAAAACACCCAGAUGUGUUACACUUACACACAAACACCCACACAGACUCACUCAUGCAUAUACGACAAAACAUAAACGUGUCAUUGCACAUUGAACAAAACUGCAAACUUUUACAUAAAGCUUAUGUCCAUCCACUGUUACUGACAAACUCCUAUGCCAUGCAUACGUACAUAAUAGACAUUAUGCUGUAUGUUAGAAGUUCACAUGCCCAUAGACUGAACAAAGACAAAGAGAAAAAAAUAUAUGAUGGAAGAAGCACUGUGGAGUUACUAUGGACACCAUUCUUCUGUACCCCUACUUUAGCCCCUCCCACUGUACCGUGACCCUUGACCUUACCCUGAACCCUGACUGA